Messenger RNA from Monodelphis domestica (gray short-tailed opossum), 8557 nucleotides. RefSeq names its product charged multivesicular body protein 2B (gene CHMP2B). Gene Ontology annotation, biological process: vacuolar transport. Lineage: Eukaryota; Metazoa; Chordata; Mammalia; Didelphimorphia; Didelphidae. The record is from RefSeq and is a predicted model, not a curated record.
AUCCUACUUUUACUUCAAAAUAUAUCCAAAACUAAAUUCAUUUCCCAACCUAAGUGAUUUUAACCCAAACUUUCUCAUUUCUGUUGAAAGUACCACUCUCCUCCCAGUUCCUCAGUUUCAUAGGCUUAUCAAUUUUUUCCCUCUUUUUCUAUAUCUCUUAAAUAUUUUUCUCUCUCUUUACUCAUGCAGAUAUCACAAAAUAGGUCAAGCCCUGAUCACAGCUUGUCUGGACAAUUAUAAUAUCCUUCUAACUGGUCUACUUGCCUCUGAGCCUCCUAUCCCAUCCUCUCAACAACUGUCAAAGAAAUAUUCUUUUUUUUUUUUUAAACCCUUACCUUCUGUCUUGGAGUCAAUACUGUGUAUUGGCUCCAAGGCAGAAGAGUGGUAAGGGCUAGGCAGUGGGGGUCAAGUGACUUGCCCAGGGUCACACAGCUGGGAAGUGUCUGAGGCCAGAUUUGAACCUAGGACCUCCCAUCUCUAGGCCUGGCUCUCAAUCCACUGAGCCACCCAGCUGCCCCCUCAAAGAAAUAUUCUUACAACACAAUUGUGAUCAUUUAAUUCAAAAACUGCCAGUGGCUUCUCAUUGUCCCUAGUUUCAUACUCUGAAGUCAGAUAGGAUGUCUAAUCCCUUUUCAUAUGGUUACUCUUCAGAUAGUUGAAGAGCUAUUAUAACCCAUCUAAGUCUUUUCUUCUCCUGUCUAAAUAUCCCCAAGUUCUUCAACCAAGUUGUUCUAUUAUCCUGGUUACCCUACUCUGGAUGCUAGCUUAUCAAUGUCCUUUGGAAGAUUAAUCCUGUAACUGAGCACAAUAUUCCACAUAUGGUCUUACUCUAGGAGAGUUCAAUGAGCCCCUCAUCUACAUGUAUAUUUUACCUAUCACAGUGCAGCUGAAGAUAGAUUUUGAGUUUUAUGUUUUAUUUUAUUAACAUUGCCAUAUUGUUAACUCUUACUGAGUUUGGAGUGCAUUAUAAUCCCUAGAUCUUAUUAUAUUCUUCCUAGUAUUAUUCUAGACUGUCAAAAUCUUUGGGAAUUCUGACCUUGUACAUUAGCUUUAUCUUCCAGCUUUCUGUCAUUUUUGAAUUUUUUUAAAGCAUGCACCCAUGCCCUUAUGCAAAUCAAUAAGAAAAAUGAUAAGUAGUAAAGGCACAUGAGUAGAUGCUUGUGGCAUUUCAUUAGAGGCUGCUAUCCAAGUUGACGGGAAACCAACUGUUUAGGUCUAAUCAUUCAGUUUCAAAUCCAAUAGCCCACAUUUCUCCUUCAUCAUCUUUCCCAUAAGAUUAUUGUGGGAACGAUUUUGUCAAGCACUUUGCUAAAAUAUAGGCAAAUGAUGUCUAAAGAAAUCCCCUGAUCCAUCAGUUUAGUACUUUCAAAUAGAUCUAUGUGUGAUCCUGACAAAGUACAUAUUCUCCCCAACAAUGCAAAUGACAUUUCUUUAAUGUAAAAAAUGUUUAGUGUAAAUUGAUGUGUUCUUGAUAAUAAUUGUGCUGAUUCCUGGUAAUCAAUACUUCCUUUUCCAGAUGUUCAGUGCUGAUUCACUGUAGAUUUAGGAAGGAUGGAAGUACCAAAAACCCAGUGCAAAGAAACAUGGGCAAAAGGAGAAGUGGAUGGCAGAGGAUGAAAUGGAUAGAUAGUGGGUGUCUUGGAAGCAAGAAACAUGAGUUUGGAUAGACUUAGGGAGAUAGUGGAGGAUAGAAGGGCCUGGCAAGUAUGGUUCAUGGAGUCACAAAAAGUAAAAAAUGACUGAACAACUACAAAGGAAACCUGAAGCUCACAUGACAAGAAAGCAAGCUAAUUCUUGAGAGAAAAUACUCAUGAAUGAGAGGGCGAUCAGGAAAGUUGGACACUGCAAUGUGCUGGGGUCUGGAUGGAGUUGGGCACUUUGGGUAAUGUUUGGUAGAGUUUUAUAGGGUUCUUAUCUGGGUCUAGCAAGACCAGGUUUUAGGGGAAGGGAAAAGGGAAUCUAAACCUAGGGACUAGUGUUGAUUCCUGUUAGUGGGAGAGAUGUAGAGAAGGGGGUCCCAUGGGGAUCUGGCUUCUAGGUGAUAGGGCUGUCUACAAUAGGAGCCUCUACUUUCUCUUUUCUCCUUCUCUUUUUUACCCUUACAAUCAAUCUUCCAACCUCAUUAUUCCACCAAAACUAUUCUCUCCAAAGUUACCAAUGAUCUCUUAGCAGUCCCUUCGAAUGCCUUUUCUUCAUCCUCAUUUUCGUGACCUUUCUGCAGACUUUGACACUAUUGAUUUCUUUUUCUUUUCCAUUCUCUCUAGAUUUUCAGGACACCACCCUCUGCUGGUUCUCCUGCCUAUCAGAUCAUGUCUUCUCAGCCUCUUCUGUUGGAUCCUCUAACCAUAGUGGUCCCACAGAGUACUGUCCUGGGCCCUCUUCUCUUCUCCCUCUGUAUGAUUUCUUAGGUCAUCCCAUCAGCUCCUAUGGGUUCAAUGAUCAACUCUGUGCGGAUAAUGUUGAAAUCUACCUAGGUUGUCCUAACCUUGGACUGCCUUUCAGAUAGUUCAGUCUGACUGUCCAGUGGACAUCUUAAACUGACCUCAUUAAUUUCCCCCUAGUCCUCCUCCUUCUCCUUCUCCAAACUCCUCCGUUACUGUUGAGGGCGCAGCCAUCUUCUAGGUGACAGUCCUGGAUUCCUCAUUCUCUUUCCCUCCAUUUCCAACAUCCAAUCUGUGGCCAAUCCUUGUUAGUAUCACUUUUGCAGCCUCUUUCCAAUACACGCGCAGCCCCUUCUCUCCUCUGCUGCUGCCUCAAGUCGCUCCUCACACCCCUGUCUGAAAUCUCUCUCUUCCAUUUAGCCUCCAAAAUGAUCUUCCUAACAGGCAGAGCUCCCCCAGCCCCACACUCCAGUGGCUAAGGACUGCCUCUUCUUUUAUUUGUCAUUCAAAGCCCUUCACAAAUGAGUCCUUCAGGGCCGCACUCAAGCCUUUCCACUCUCCUGUGGCUUCCUUAGUGCUCUAAAACCAUCUCUUGGCUCCAGGCAUGGGCUGUCCUCCAUGCCUGGAAUACGCUUCCCUCCUCGUCUGCCCCUCCAGGCUUCCUUAUGUUCCUUCAAGCCUCCAUUUAAGUCCUAUCUCGAACCCUUUCUCAUCCCACAAUUCUAGUGCCUUCCCUCUUUGGGUUACUGCCUUCAAUUCAGGGAACCGAUUUUGUUUAUUAAUACUACGGACCUAACGGGCCAGGUUUCCUAGAGAAAGCUGCCCGGACUGGAGUCACAAGGCGGUUUCUGUAGGGUGCAAGAUACAAAGCAAACAACGUGCGUUCUGAGAGCGAGCAGCUUUAUCGUCUAGAAGCCGCGCGGUGAGUGGCGCGGGGUACACGGCCUUCCUUGUGUCUUCUCCAGCUGCCGGCCAGCACUCUCACUAUUCCGAGCUGACGGACCUUCACGGGAGAGCUCAGCUCAGAAUUCCACUUUCCCAGGGACAAGCAGAUUUUUCUGGUCGGUGACUUGUUGACCUCCCUUCCAUGUAUCCUCUCUAUAUGUGUUUCCGUGCUGCCUCUCUCACACGAGUGUCUUUUUUAAAAUGAAGAACCACGUUGCACUAGGGAAACAAUGGCCCCGUCCUCCCUCCAUUUUCUUUCACGUCUAAAGGUCGGUAGAAGCGCCCUGUUUGCAGGUGACAAAACUCCUCACAGGUCUAGUUUAUGACAUUUUGGCUUCCCCAAACCCACCCGUACUUGAGCUCAUAGAAACCCCAACCGUAGGAAGGUCCUCCUUACGGAUGCUUUGGAUGUGAAUAGAAUCCCUACUUCUAAUUUAACAGUUUCUUGGGAAUGCCUUUGCUCCUGCUCUGUGCCCGUUGUGGGGGUCUUACAUCUGGCUGCCACUGAGCCUGUUGGCAACGUCCCAACCAAUACAUUGGAGUCAGUAGGGGGUGUCUAUAGGGGCCAUAAAGCAAGAGUGCCUGCAGCUGGGACGAACGCAGGCAAUAGCUUCUUGACUCGCACCUCUGUAGACAGUUGUGCUGGCUCUGUACAUGCACAAGAAGCCAGCCCUGGGCCAGUCAUUGUUCCCUUCCAGAGCCCGAUACUCUCACGCACAUACACAUGCAAAGCACACACGCACACAGAAACAGUAUCAGAAGGAAGGAAGUCAUUAGGCGGAGUAUUCUGCUCCGUGUCAUCAUGAGUAACGUCCAAGAACAGGGAUGGAUGGAUCCUUCUCAGUGGGUGUGCUGGGAGGCCCUGCGGGCCAUGCUGGCUAGCCUUUGCUCUCUUAUAGGGCAAAAGAGAGGAGGAGGGAAGGGAACUCUUCUUCCCCUCAAGUGCUCAAAAAGAAGUGAGGCGGGAUUUCUGAAUGCAGAGGAACCCCACGUAGUGACGCCAUGGCUGGAAUGCCCUUCCCAUCAGCAGUCACACAAACUGGGAGAGGAUACCCGAGACAGGAGCACAAGCAUUCUCCAGUUUUUUUCAAACAAGAAUGAUUAUAAGUAGAAAAGCAACCUUAAGAAUAUAGUUACAAUGUCAAUAUUUGAGCCAAUGGCCCCCCUUCCUUUAAGAUACAUUCUUCAAAUGAUUCCUUUUUCUCCUUUUCUAUAUUAAGCUUUCUUUUCUCUCUUUUUCAAUGGGCUACCAAGGCCAUGGAUGAAUAGGCAGGGCUUGGCUACAUGUUAGUCAAUGAAGGCCUGCUCAAAGUUAAUGAAACAUUUUCUUUUUUCCUAAAUUAACAGCUAUUUCAGAAAUUCCAAGUGCUAGAGGCAGUGCCAGGAAGAUCUGGGUUCCAGUCUUGCCUUAGAAAUGUAUGAUCUGUGUGACUCUGGGGCAAGUCACUUAUUCACGGGUGGGUCUUUUUUUUUUUUUCCCAGCUAUGAGAGGAUGGAAAACACAGUGGAGCACAAAAGCAGUCAAAAGCAAGUCUUUCCUCUCCUGUAACGCUUCCGUCUGCCACUAGGGACCUACAGAGUCCUGCAGAUUUAUAGUACUCUGUGCCUGUUUCUUCAGCAGUCAGAAGGGGAUGAUACUAUGCAUAGGGUUGCUUUUAGGAUGAGAAGAGCGAACAUUUUAAGCCACAUAUAAAAAUGUGUAUUAUUUAUGUAUUAUUAUGAUGCGUUUCGAUAUUCCCGGCACAUCGUAAGCAUUUUAAAACAUAACCGAAAAUGAUGUUUUUCUUUUUUUUAAGCGGACACUUCCAAAGCGCUUUAAAGGUCGCAGUGUUUUCCAUUUUACAAAGAGAGGAGCUCAAUGUUGAAUCAAACCUCUACUCCCUCGCGCGCGUCUCCCAACCGAGGCCCGGAGUAUUUCAGGACUCUCCCAGGUCGCAGGGAUCACGUGGUGGAGCCGGCAUUUGGACUCGCUCCCCUCCAAGCCCGCACUGCGCCCCUCCUGAAGCGGGGGUUCAAAUGAAGGCUUGUGGCUUUAAUAGACGGCAGGAAAAAAGAGCAAUCUGGGUCAGAGGCAAACCCCUACCCACAGAGACAUCAAAAUGGAGGCUCGCAGGGAUACCGGCAUAAGCGAUCUCCCGGCUUUGUCUAGUCUCCUGAAGUUAUGGAGGGGAAAGUUCUGGGCCACUAGCUCUAGGGGUGCUGGUGUGAGGAUCGGGAACCCGACCAAGUAGGCCCGGAAGGACCAUUUUCACCCGUGUUUUUAUUGCCGUCGUAGGUGUGCGUGUGGCUUCACCUUAAAGAGGUGAAGCCAAAGAACACCCCCACCACCUUUCACCCUCCAGCUCCACUCGCAACAUUUCCGAACUGCCCACAGAGCAUCGAGCGGAGGAAGAAAACUGGCUCGAGCACAAGCGGGGCCAGCAAACUAAGACACCAGCAGCGCCAGUCCACAGCCGCAGCACCCGUUCUCCCCUCCCAGCUGAGGCUCCCAGCUGAGGCUCCCCGCAGCGCCGCGCUGCGCCAGCCAGUCGCGAGCCCGAAGGCUCGGCGUGGUUCCGAGGUCGCUGGGGGCUGGGGAGAGAAGGGGCGGGACUGGCAAAAGGAAGGGCAACGACGGGGCGGCCUCUGCGUCAGCCUCUUCCCUGCGCAGCUUCCAGUGCUUGUAUGCGCAAGCGCUGGGGCGGGGAGACAGACUUCUUAAAAAAAAAAAAAAGUCAGUUCGCUCCCUUCCCCGUCACCUGAGCUCCCGGAUAGGCGACGCGGCGGUCGCGGCGGCGCACACCCCGCACCACCACCCGGAGCUGUCUUGGGAACCCGUGACUCUUCUUCCCGCCCCGCCAACCCAUUCCCUUCCGAGGUCCCCGGGGUCUCUCUCUCCUCUUCCCCAGCCCAACGCUCCGGGGCGGGGGUCUGUGAUCAUGGCCUCCCUUUUCAAGAAGAAGACGGUAGAUGAUGUAAUAAAGGAGCAGAAUCGAGAGUUACGAGGUACACAGAGGGCUAUAAUGAGAGAUCGAGCAGCAUUAGAAAAACAGGAAAAACAGCUGGAAUUAGAAAUUAAGAAAAUGGCCAAGAUUGGUAACAAAGAAGCCUGCAGAGUUUUGGCUAAACAGCUUGUGCAACUGAGGAAACAGAAAACUAGAACUUUUGCUGUAAGUUCAAAAGUCACUUCUAUGUCUACCCAGACUAAAGUCAUGAACUCUCAGAUGAAGAUGGCUGGAGCCAUGUCAACUACGGCCAAAACAAUGCAGGCAGUUAACAAGAAGAUGGAUCCACAAAAGACAUUGCAGACAAUGCAAAAUUUCCAGAAGGAAAACAUGAAAAUGGAAAUGACUGAAGAAAUGAUCAAUGAUACACUGGAUGACAUUUUUGAUGGAUCUGAUGAUGAAGAAGAAAGCCAGGAUAUUGUGAACCAGGUGCUUGAUGAAAUUGGAAUUGAAAUCUCUGGAAAGAUGGCCAAAGCACCAUCAGCCGCCCGAGGCUUACCAUCUGCAUCCACAUCAAAAGCAUCGACGAUCUCUGAUGAAGAGAUUGAACGGCAACUUAAAGCGUUGGGCGUAGAUUAGUUGGAAUUUAUUUAUGAUGUGUAUUAAUGACUUACAAUCAGCAUAAAACUGGCACAGUGUAGAUUUUUUUUACAAAAUGUAUUUAUUUUUCAGACAAGGCAGUCAAUGAAGUUUCAAUCCACAUCUUGUUUUAAAUCUUUUUGCCAAAGAAUGAAAAGAAAAGAGUUUGAAUCUUAAUUACCAAAUACUUUGAAAUGAUUAUUCUAAAACUCUUAUUGCAUGGUAUUCUAGUUUAAGAUUCUGUUAAGGUUAGUGCCAGAUCACAUUUGCAUUCUAAGUCCUUUUGCCCCGUGUCGAGAAAAGGCACUAAGCAUCAACAUGAAGAAUUUCAAAAAAUUCAGUUGACAAGAGGCCUGCAUUUGCUGCUUAUAUUUUGAACCAUAGCCACAAGGAUUCCAACUAUCAAAAUGAUAUUGAAAAUGGGGUGAAAGUGAAGUCCUCUUUUGAUAAUAACUUUUAAAAACAUUCUUGGCACCUGCCUUAAAUACUUGCAGUACAAAAAUAUUGUGCAGAUCUUUAAAUCAUUAGUGAGAAACUUGAAUUAUCAAUUUAAAACUAUAAUUAAAAUCCAGUUUGAGAAUUCUCCAGGUGUCCUAUCUGGGAUCGAUGAUUUUACUUGAUUAGUUUGUGAAUGGACCCAAUAUUAAGGAGACCUGGGUUCUAUACCCAGCUCUAACCCUUGUGUGGCUUUGGAAAAGCCACUGACCCUUUCAGGACCUCAGUUUCUUCAGCUGUAAAAUGAGAGGGUCUCUACAAAACAAUUUGCAAAAGGUCUCUUCGAGCUCUAAAACUUUUACAAAAAGCAUUGAAAGGCACUGAUUUUAUUUUACACUAAUAAUGUAACAAUUGGUUGAUCCCUGAAAGAACUAUUGUGCCUUUCUCUGUAUGAAAUGUACUCUUAUUGUCCACAAUCUUAUGAACUGUAUUCAUCCUUAGACUGAAGUUAAUCUACAGAUGCCAUUGUGUCUACUAUUAAGCACUACUACUAAAAGGAUAAUAUUAAACAUUGCAAUUUUAAAGCAAAACUCAUUGAAAUUUUUGUAAAUAAAUUUUUGUCAGAAAAUUGCUGCCUAAAAAGUGUAUUAAUAUACUAUGCUGUAUUUUUAUAAGCUAGAAAUGCUGCGGUAUCUAAUGUAUAUAUAUAUAUAGGGAAAAUUGAACAGAAAUAAGUUCCUAGUCCUUGUGUUAAUUUAGUAUCAUUCUUUAAAACAAUUUUAUGGUAGAAAAUGUAUUUAACCCUUUUCCCCUCAGAAUUUAUCACCAUAAACUAGAAGAGACCAAGGUUAAGUCAUCUGAAAAGUUGGGAAUUGUUUACUAGUAGGAUGAUAAAAUAAACCCUGAAAAAAAGAGGGUAGUUCGGGACAAAUGCUCCUGAAGGACUGGUGGGCAGGAAGGGGGGUUGGGCUCCUAUACCUACAUACAGAGAGCUGCACUUUGGUUUAGGGUUUGAUGAUGGGAAGUCCUUAGUUCACAUAGCUUUCCUGAACAUUAAAAGCGCAUUUCAGUCUUCAUGGAAUACCCAAACAAAAAAAGAAAGAAAGAAAAAGAAAACACGUCCACUCUUUGGUGCUCUUGAGUGUAAAGAAUAGUGCGAACUGUGUUUACUUCCUUUCCACUCCUUUUUAUAAAUUAUUUUGUUUUUUAAAUCCAAUAAAGGCUUCAUUCCUA